UCCUCACUCGUCGGAGCGCGUCGUCGCGAGGGACGCCUAGGGACUUUGGCGCCGCCACACGCUCGCGCGCGGCCGUCGUACGACACAGCAUAUACUGAACAGCUGAUGCACCACCGACACCGGCGAGAUGUCAAAUAUCAUUCUACGUGUGCAGUCUCCAGAGGGUACAAAACGCAUAGAAGUACUACCUUCUGAUACAAUUUCUCGACUUUAUGAAAAGGUGUAUGAAGCCUUUGAUUUAAAUAGUUUUGGAUUUAAUCUCUGUAAGCAACGAAGUCAGAAGGAACCACUCACGUCUACACGAAGUAGAACAGUGUCUGGGAUUGGUCUUUCUCAUGGAGACAUACUUUACCUUGUGCCAGCCAAUGGCACCCAACUGUGGAGUGCUCCGUCGACCAGUAGUGCCUCCAGUAAUACUUCUACAGAAUCAGGUCCAAUGGACACUGCAAACGGAAUUACAAAUCGAUCGUCUGGUCCUUCGCGUUCUAUGUCAAGUGUAGUCGAGAACGACAUUGACGAACAAUUAUGGAAGCUGGAUGGCAAGAUUCAGCGUAAACGCGAUGAGAAACUUUGUCGGCACGCAGCGAGAGGUUGUUGCGUUCACUGUUCACCUCUCGAACCUUUUGACGAGAUCUACCUGAAAGAACAAAAUAUCAAGCAUCUAUCCUUUCAUUCGCAUCUCAGGAAACUCACUGCCGGAGUUGAUAGGGGCAAGUUUAUACAAUUAGACGACAUAAGCUGCCGUAUAAAGACUGGCUGCAAGGACCAUCCGCCGUGGCCGCGAGGAAUCUGCAGCAAGUGCCAACCGAACUCAAUCACUCUGAACCGCCAGACUUAUCGGCACGUGGACAACGUCAUGUUCGAAAAUGCUAGUUUAGUAGAACGUUUUCUUAAUUACUGGCGCAGCACUGGGCACCAACGUAUCGGCUAUCUGUACGGAAGAUACGAAGUACAUUCGGAUGUUCCGCUAGGAAUUAGAGCAGUCGUUGCGGCCAUAUAUGAACCACCGCAGGAAAGUACAAAAGACACGAUAAGACUUUUGCCGGACGAGAGGGAAGCGUUAGUCGAAGAAUUAGGCCGGACACUUAAUCUGAGGAGAGUCGGAUGGAUUUUCACUGACCUCAUAGCUGAUGAUGUCAAGAAGGGAACGGUCAAACAUGUCCGCAAUAUAGAAAGCCAUUUUCUAUCCGCUCAAGAGUGCAUUAUGGCUGGGUACUUUCAAAACCGGUACCCAAACCCCUGCCGUUUCUCGCCUAACGGUUAUUUCGGCUCAAAAUUUGUAACUGUUUGCGUCACAGGUGAUGAUAAAAAUCAAGUACACAUGGAGGGCUAUCAGGUGUCCAAUCAAUGUAUGGCGUUAGUACGAGACGGCUGUUUGGUUCCUACAAAAGACGCACCGGAAUUGGGCUAUGUAAUCGAGUCGACUGAUAAGCAAUACGUUCCGGAUGUCUUCUAUAAGGAGAAAGAUACGUAUGGAAACGAGGUAACGAGACUGGCGAGACCUUUACCAGUAGAAUAUUUAUUGGUAGAUGUACCUGCCUCGACCCCGCUCACUCCACAGUUCACUUUUUUUACGGAUGAUAAUAUCACUCCGUUUCCAGUUGAAAACAGGCAAGUCGAUGGACAAGUUCAAGAAUUUAAUUCACUGUGCACCUACAUGCAGCAAUUUACCGGCGAUCAAUUUCUGGAGGCAACCUCCGACUUUCACUUGCUCCUCUUCAUCGCUAUCAUGGAUAUGUAUCCAAUGAAGGACCACAUGUUGCCAUUGCUUGAAGCUAUUCGCAACAAGGACAAGCAGAAAGCCCUGGAGUGGGCCCAAUCGGAACACUGGGCGACGGUAGAGCAGCUCAUAUCCGUAACCUCGACAUCGUCGCGCCCACCGCAAGCCCCGUCCUUCGGCAACAGCCCGAGGACGUUGCCGUCCGCGACCGCGGAGGGCGGGGCAGGUAUAGGCAUUGGUACCGAGCCAAUAGCGAAUCCGCCACCCGACCAAGCUCUCUGGACCUGUUCCCACUGCACUUUUCUCAAUGCCGCGGACUUAGCAGUUUGCGAGAUGUGCAAUCUGCCAAGAGAAGAUGUUGAAGAGUAUGACGAAGAGAUGAUGAGGGAAUUGUUUUGAUAACAGAAUCAAUGGGUUCAAGAGUUCAGUCGAGCCUAGCAAUGCUACACAGUGUUAGAGAUUUGUGUCAAUAGUCAUUAAAUAACUUAUGAUCGCAGAACAGAUUGUGUAUACAUCACUAUUAUUCUUGGGAGGUAUAUAUGUAUUAUAUUUCGCAAAAGACGAUACCCAAAGAAACAUUUGUUGAAACGCGAAUGGAAUGUAAAACGAGAAAGGGAACUGUAAGCAUGUAGGCUGUUGAAACAUAUCCGUUUACUUAAUAUAUUCAUAUUCCAUAAAUAAA
Molecule: messenger RNA, 2402 nt
Organism: Monomorium pharaonis (pharaoh ant)
Lineage: Eukaryota; Metazoa; Arthropoda; Insecta; Hymenoptera; Formicidae
Gene: Npl4
Product: nuclear protein localization protein 4 homolog
Exons: 13
Coding region: 128-2119 (663 amino acids)
Biological process (GO): ubiquitin-dependent protein catabolic process
Cellular component (GO): nucleus
Molecular function (GO): ubiquitin protein ligase binding; ubiquitin binding
Source: RefSeq, a predicted model, not a curated record